AUGACGUCACUUAUGUCAUCAAAUGUGUCCUCAAAUGCGUCACUGGAAACGUCAACGUCGGCGAUUGACCGCCAGUUCUGGGAUUACUUCGAGAUGGCGGAUGAGAGGCAUAACAUUACCUGGGAGGAGGUUUCGGGGCGCCAGCAGGGCGCCGUGCUGAGUGCGUAUGGAGUUCUAAUGGGCGUUGGAGCUGUAGGCAACGUGGUCGUGCUGGCAGCGUUGGCUGGAGCGAGACGCCGGCGCUCACGCGUCGACAUGCUCAUGACGCAUCUAGCAGUCGCUGACGUGUGCGUCACCUGUGGAGUCAUACCUUUAGAGAUCGGCUGGAAGUACACCAACGCGUGGCUGGUCGGUAACCUUCUGUGCAAGGUGCUGCUUGUGAUGAGGGCCUUCGGACUCUACCUCUCCUCCAACGUGCUCGUCUGCAUUUCCAUUGAUAGGUUCUUUGCAGUGCUGUACCCCUUAAAGCUGUCCGUAGCGAGAAGAAGAAGCAAGCAAAUGCUGUACGCUGCUUGGGCCAUUGCUUUGGCGUGCAGCUUACCACAGAGCGUAGUGUUCCGGGUGAUGCACCACCCGUACGUAGCGGGCUUCACCCAGUGCGUGUCGUUCGACGCGUUCGCGAGCGCGCGGCUCGAGCUUGCGUACAACAUGUUCUGUCUGUGCGCGAUGUACUUCGCUCCGCUCCUCAUCAUCAGCGUGUGCUACGUGUGCAUCUUCUGCGAGAUACGGCGCAGCAGCAACGACCUGCAAGAAAAGUGCGUGCACAAUGGCACCAGCGUGCAUUUGCGGAGGUCGGACCGGCGCGUCCUGGAAAGGGCCCGCCGGAGGACGUUACGGAUGACCGUCAUCAUCGUCACAGUGUUUGCGCUGUGCUGGCUGCCAUACGCCACCAUGGCCAUGUGGUACAUGAUAGACCGUGAGUCUGCAUCGCGGGUGUCGCCUCAGAUCCAAGACCUGCUGUUCGCGAUGGCGGUGUCUAACUCGUGCAUGAAUCCGCUUGUCUACGGCUCGUACGCACUGCGGCUCAGCGGCACCGUCCAGCGGCUAUUGAAGAGCUCCUGCUGCUGGGCUUCACCCACGACUGACACAGCUGGUCACUCAGGUUCGACUUCAACUAAGAACCGCAGGAACACUCCGGGCGCCUGUCUCGCCGCGACGCCUACCAAGAACGGGCGCGUAAGGCCGCGUCUAGGCGUGCGUUUUGCGGAGACCUCGCUCACAGCCGUGCCCGAGCGCUUAGAGGUCCCAAAACCGCGCGGGCCCGCCUGA
Pararge aegeria (speckled wood butterfly) is the source of this 1269-nucleotide messenger RNA. It is a transcript of the gene NGR-A29, whose product is annotated as gonadotropin-releasing hormone receptor-like. The record is from RefSeq and is a predicted model, not a curated record. Bases 1 to 1269 code for a protein of 422 amino acids. Lineage: Eukaryota; Metazoa; Arthropoda; Insecta; Lepidoptera; Nymphalidae. Gene Ontology annotation, molecular function: peptide binding; vasopressin receptor activity. Gene Ontology annotation, biological process: G protein-coupled receptor signaling pathway. Gene Ontology annotation, cellular component: membrane. The transcript has 8 exons.